This is a messenger RNA of Vigna unguiculata (cowpea), 1891 nucleotides long. RefSeq names its product putative F-box protein At3g16210. Gene Ontology annotation, molecular function: protein binding. Lineage: Eukaryota; Viridiplantae; Streptophyta; Magnoliopsida; Fabales; Fabaceae. The record is from RefSeq and is a predicted model, not a curated record.
AAAAGAUAUAUCUGCGACCCUUGUUUCGGACAAGUGGUUAACGUUUAGCUUUCACAUUCCACGACUCAGUCUUGCCUCUUUCUUGUUUAGGAUUAGAUCCCAGGAAUUGUGAUUAUGAGGUGUCUGAAUUGGUUGCAGGCUGGACAAAGAAAGGCGUAGCACAAAGUGAAGAACCUCAGAAGAAUAGUUUUGAAUGGAGAAAAGAGUAAAAUGUAUGGAAGAAACGAACCUAGGAAAGGGAUGUGUGAUUGAUUUGUAACAAUUUCUUUGGACACUGUUUCGUACUUUGUUACCUGGUAAAUCUGAUUCGUUCUUAUUCCGUCCAAUGGUCAAUUAAAUUCAGCACCAUUCCAUAUCAUAGUUUGAUUGUAGAUUCAAAGUUCAAUGUCUGACACCGUCUUCUUGCCCCAUGAAAUCCUUACGGAAAUCCUUCGCAGACUUCUGCCGAAGACCCUUCUCAGAUUCACCACCGUCUGCAAAUCAUGGCGCUCCCUCAUCACUCACCCAUCCUUUAUCUCUCUCCACCACCGUCACUCCCCCUCCUUUCUCCACCUUCAGUUCAGCAACCGCUUCAUCCUCCCCCACCGCCACCACCACCCCUCCACCACCCUCCGCCUCCCCUCCUUCCCCCACCACGAUUACCACGUCGUUUCCUUCUGCAACGGCCUCGUUUGCGUCGCCUACGGUGAGCAAUGCCAAUCUAUCAUCGUCUGCAACCCAUGUAUUCGACGAUUUGUCACCCUCCCCACACCCCUUCACUACCCUUGCUACUACACUUCCAACGUUGCCUUAGGCUUUGAUUCCAGUCAAUGUGAUUACAAGGUGGUCAGAAUUUCUUGCAUGGUGGAUGAUGAAAGGUUCGGCCUUUCUGCUCCCGAGGUUGAGGUUUUCUCUCUCGCAACUGGGUCUUGGAGGACCCUUGAUCAUGACAUUACUCCUGUAUGCUAUGUUGCUGGAGAUACUCCCCCUGGGUUUCACGAUGGGCUUGUUCACUGGGUUGCCAAACGCUACGUGGCUGGUGGUUGGUACAAUUUUGUUUUGUCCUUUCACUUUGAGGGUGAGAUUUUUGGUGAAGUUAUGCUGCCAGAGAGCUUGGCUCGUACCUCUUGGGUUAUGAUUAAGGUUAUUGGAGGUGGCAAUGAGAAGAGUCUUACUGUGUACGCUGUGGAUGGGGGUUCUCCAUGCUCUUGUAACAUUUGGGUGAUGAAAGAAUAUGGUGAGGUGGAAUCUUGGAAUAAGGCCUUUUCUUUUCUUAUGAGCGGAUUUUGCUUGGAAGUACCGUCUCUGGGAAUGAUGCUCACCGACGUGGAAAUUCCACCGAUGGAAUUGUGUGUUACGUGCAGUGGAGAGGUGUUGCUGCUAGUGGAUGUGGCAGGAAGGAGAUGCCUGUAUUCGCUGGACAUAAAGAACAAAAGUUUUACGGACCUUCAAAUUGAAAUAGGCGCAAGAUUACUCUGGUUUAAUAUUGGUUCUGUUUAUCACCUACAUUGCACAGCAGCUGAAUCAGACAGGAGAAAAGUUCUUGGUGGAAGCAGCUUGUCCUCAUCGAUUUGAGAACAUUGAACAAUAGCUUUAAUGUUAAACUCGUCAUAAUCCUACAUUUCAUCAGACAACAUUCGCAGCCGGAGACUUGUGUGAAUUCAGAUGAUGGUGAGAUCUUUGUUGCUAUGGGUUGCUUUGACCUUGAAUUUCAAAUAGAUGCCAUUGCUUUACGACGAUCAACAUUUCUUCGUUCUUUCCAUUAAGUUUUGUUGUACAAAAAAAAAUCUGUAAAAUCGGGGAUCUUUACAUUUUAAUUCAAAGCGGGAGAGGAUGAGAAUGUGUUUAGUUAUAUCAUACUCAUUCCUAUAUUAAAAAAUUUAUUCCUAUCCCUAUAUUCAAAUUAAAUUCA